GUGUACGCGUGUGUACGACCUGUUUACUGAAGUCAGCUGUGUGUAGUCGUAGAAGUAGAAUGAUGGUGCGAAAUGAUGCACGUAAUUCGACAAAUUAAUUGUUCAUUACUACGGACAGGUAUUGGUUUUCCACUGAAGACGAGUUGCUCUUGUUCCACCAAAACCACUACAAUCAAAGCUCCAAAGGCAUCAAGACAAUGGCAAGUGAAGGCAGUGAAGCAGGGGCAGCCUACUCAUGCAACACAUCCACAUCUCUUGCAGGAGGGAGAGCUUUUACCAGGAGUGAGACAGGACGAAUUUCGAGAGAGAAGAUUUCGACUUAUGGAGGGGAUUCACAGACAUGCUUCAAAACAUGAUAACAGUUUGAAACAGCACCUGGUAGUCAUACCAUCAGCUACAAAAGUCUACAUGACAGAGAAGAUUCCAUACAUCUUCCGUCAGAAUACAGACUUUCUCUAUUUGAGUGGGUGCCUUGAACCAGAUAAUGCCCUUGUGUUGACUGGGACUAGAGGAGAUGACCAUGUAUCAACACUGUUCGUACGCAAACAUGAUAUGCAUUCUGAACUGUGGGAUGGACCACGCACUGGAGUGGAAGGUGCACCUACAUUGUUUGGUGUUGACCAGGCUUACGCAUUGACUGAUCUUGAGCCGUUUAUCGCUUCCUUUACACGAAGUCAUCGAAGCUUCAUCCUGUGGUAUGACUUUAUGAAUCCGCUUCAGCCAGAUGUGCAUAGAACGUUGCGUGAAUUUUUAGGAGAUGCGUGGAAUAAGAUGUGGGAGUCCCCGAAGCCAUUCAUCCAUCAGCUUCGUCUGUACAAGUCCCCAGCUGAAGUGGCUCUCAUGAAGGAUUCAUGCAGGAUUGCAAGUGAUGCUAUUGCUGCUACGAUUGCAUCUUCAUAUCCUGGCGUAACUGAGCACCAGCUGUUCGCACGUGUGGACUACGAGUGCCGGAUGAGAGGGGCUGAGUACCUGGCGUAUCCACCAGUUGUUGCUGGUGGAGAUCGUGCCAACAUCAUCCACUACAUAAGCAACAAUCAAGUCGUGACUGAGGGCGAGAUGGUUCUCAUGGAUGCUGGCUGUGAAUAUCAUGGCUACAGCAGUGAUAUCACACGAACAUGGCCAGUGAGUGGGCGCUUCUCCCAAUCUCAGCGUGACCUGUAUGAAGCCGUUCUGUCUGUACAAACUGAGCUAAUUAGAAUGUGCGCUACACUUCCCUCACUGGAUAGUCUGUUCCAUGCUAUGUGCAGUUUGCUGGGUCUGCGUUUGCAGGAACUGGGUGUUCUCUCCUCUCGCUCCACACAGGAUGAACUUUCAAGGGCUGCUUACAGCUUCUGUCCACAUCAUGUCAGCCACUACCUUGGCAUGGAUGUGCAUGACACUGCCCUCAUCCCGCGGAGUGUCCCUCUUGAACCAGGAAUGGUGAUCACCGUGGAGCCAGGAAUUUAUGUGAGUCCAUUGAACAAGUUAGCACCCUCACAGUACCAUGGGCUUGGAGUGCGAAUAGAAGAUGAUGUUCUUAUCACUGCUUCAGGGCCCAUUGUCCUUACUGCUGGAUGCCCAAAACAAAUCGAUGACAUAGAAAAACUGAUGAGCAAUCAACAGUCUAUGAACUCGUAAAUACAGAUUUUUAUGCCUUGUCUUCAUGUCUUCAAGUGCAAAACCUAGAGAGGUGUGCCACAAAUCAGUGCCAAAGUAUGACGACUGAUUGCAGAAGAAUGUGCAUGAUUAUGCCUUGAUAACUCUAAUAAUUGCAAUGAGCUGUCUGCAGUUUUUAAUAAUUUUGAAUACCGUAAAUUUCAUAUAUAUUUUGUUUCUGAUUAUAGAAGUGCAUGAUAACCUAUGAUACAGUUAUUUUCUUCACUAAAUAUCUUGUUCAUCUGAAUGUGAAACAGUUUGUUGUGUGUAUGCUAGCUAUUUCAGAACAUGAAGAACAUACUGUUGCCUUAUAAGAAUGAGCCCUCUCAGGGCUUACAUUUUGUUUAAUUAUUUCCUGUCUUUUAUAUGAACCUGCUCCUUCCAUCUUCAGUAUGAGUGCAUGUAGUCUGAAGUGCAAGCUGGUGGAUGAUUACCAAUAUUUUACAAAAAUUUGCUGCCUUCAUUUUCAGGUACACUGAAAAAUAGAGGCAAUAGGUUUUUAAGAAAUGUUCGAAAACCAUCUACCAGACGACAUGGCUACAUAUCACAGAAGAUCACAGUCUUCAUUUUCACUGCCAUGAGAACUUCAAACAAUAUAGUGGAAAUUUUUAAGAAUAUUAACCUUGAAGAGCCUAGUGACACUGUAUGGAGACCUUUAAAGUGUAGCCGAGUGGCCGUGCGACACCGUAUGGGUACGCCCAGUCCAUUAGUGCGCACAGUGUUUUAAAAUCUAAUUUUAAGAUAUAAAUUCUUGUUCUACUUAAAUUAUUUUUGGGCACCCGCUUUAUAAGUAGACAGUCUUCCCUCCUGUGUCAUCUAACUGAAUACAGAGUCUGACAUUGCAAUUCAUGCACUUUGUCCAGAUGUAACUCCAUUUGCCAUGCAAAGAGCACACACGACACCUCAGUCUCGUAUUAGAGGAAGUUGGCCAGUGAUGUCUAGUAGCCUCCUCUAAUCGUAACGCUUAUAAAAGAUCGCAAUUUCAACUAUCCACCAUGGCCUCAUUUCGCAUGGCAGAAGCUGAAAUUGAGAGGCCGCUGAUAAAUGACACUGAUUCAGAAUGUGGUAUAGACGACUCCGAAAGUGGCGAAGAAGCAAGGGGGAAUUGUGGGGCUAUUCUGAGAACAGUACCUCUGUGUGGCUAGUCCGAGAUAUACACAGUCAGAGUUUUUGAAGGACAAAGUACGAUAAGACUUUGCCCACACUCGUGCAUACAGAAAGGUUCUGAUGUGACUGGAGAAUGUGCAAUACAAACGUAAACUUCCUCCCCUUUUGCCAGAUAAGACAUAGUAAGACAGGAUGUCAGCAGCAUGCAUUUAUACUGCAGAAACGUUUUGUGCAGAAACUGUAUGCAUAUUUGUGGACAGAUGCUCAA
Molecule: messenger RNA, 3010 nt
Organism: Cryptotermes secundus
Lineage: Eukaryota; Metazoa; Arthropoda; Insecta; Blattodea; Kalotermitidae
Product: xaa-Pro aminopeptidase 3
Exons: 7
Coding region: 73-1617 (514 amino acids)
Cellular component (GO): mitochondrion
Molecular function (GO): metalloaminopeptidase activity; manganese ion binding
Source: RefSeq, a predicted model, not a curated record